This is a messenger RNA of Anopheles moucheti, 877 nucleotides long. RefSeq names its product E3 SUMO-protein ligase NSE2-like. Gene Ontology annotation, biological process: protein sumoylation; double-strand break repair via homologous recombination. NCBI's taxonomy places the organism in Eukaryota, Metazoa, Arthropoda, Insecta, Diptera, Culicidae. Gene Ontology annotation, molecular function: SUMO ligase activity; zinc ion binding. Gene Ontology annotation, cellular component: nucleus; Smc5-Smc6 complex. The coding region runs from base 193 to 801 and encodes 202 amino acids. The transcript is spliced from 4 exons. The record is from RefSeq and is a predicted model, not a curated record.
GUGGGUAAUAACAUGCGUUGGAAAGCUUCAAGAUCUGAAUUAACCUUUUCAGUUAAGGUUCGAUAUACGAAGAAAGCAUACGAUAAAAAUAACAAAAAAAUGAAUUAAAUCAAAUGCAACUACAAGUGUUUCCGUUAUAUUGUAUUGGCGGUAUUAAUAGCACCUGCAGCAUAACGGAGCAGUAACGUCAGCAUGAAUAUGCUCGAGGCAAACAUGCGUGUGGUAUCGGAUAGGCUUAACAACACUGUCCGGUUGGCAGCGGAGUUUGGUGACGAAGCAAUGAAAGAUUUGAAGUUGUACACCAGCCUGGUAGAAAAGCUAUGUUUAAUCGAUAGCAAAAUGGGGAACCAUCGUAAAGCAAUGGCCGAAUCGAAUGCUGAGCAAACUGUGGAAAGCUUCGACCAUUCCUACGAAUCUAAGCUGGAGAAUAAGAAUCCUCAGGUGAAGAAUCACAAACGGUACAAGGACUUUUUACAAUACGCUAAACCACUGCUAAACCCAUCGCUAGAAGGACAAUCAACCCAGGAUCGGAACAAUGACGAUGAUGAUUUGAUGGUUGCGGCUGAUGAUAGUAAUACCAUCGAUCCAAUUACAAAGCGUCCGAUGGAAGUUCCCGUGCGCAAUAAGCAGUGUAAUCAUGUGUAUGAAAAGAGUUCAAUCGAACAGCUGCUGGCACAAAAUCCGCGCGUCCGCUGUCCUGUGAUGGGUUGUCUUGCGAAGCAAUACGUCAAGCGACAGUUCCUAGAGGUCGAUAUUAAACUCCAGAAGCAAUUGAUGCGAGCGCGGGCUGCUCUUUUGUGAGGCAACAAACGAAAUUGGCAAAAUGCUACAUUGAGAUCGUUUGAUAAUAAAUGUGAUUUCUCUCUUUAAAACUCCA